AUGACGGCUCCUUUAGCCGGCGUGGAGGGCUUCGAUCUGUGCGUGUCCGGCGACGGCCUGACCCACCUCCAGAACGCGUGCAGGAGGCUCGCCGCGGUCACAGUGUGGGCGCGCGUGUCGCCGCAGCAGAAGGAAUACGUGCUGGCCGGGCUCAAGGCCAGCGGUCACAUCGCGGCCGGCCGGGAGCAUCUUCGCGCCGGGCGUCGUGGUUUCGCGGUGCACUACUACGCGCUCACGCAGGUGCUCGAUCUGGCGCACGCCGCGCAGGGCCUCGAGAACCGCGCGUCGCUGGACGCCCAGUUCACGCCCAACAUGGUCAACACGGCCGUGUUCCUCAUCACGUCGGCCAUGCAGGUCGCCACCUUCACCAUCAACCACAGGUUCAAGUGGACGAUGGUGGGGUACGUGGUUGGGGACUUCGUCAUCGCAUUCGUGUGGGACCGAGUUUGCCUGCUCGUGUUCAGGCGAGCAUGA
Messenger RNA from Acanthamoeba castellanii str. Neff, 474 nucleotides. RefSeq lists its product as uncharacterized. The coding region runs from base 1 to 474 and encodes 157 amino acids. The transcript has 4 exons. Gene Ontology annotation, cellular component: endoplasmic reticulum membrane. Lineage: Eukaryota; Discosea; Longamoebia; Acanthamoebidae. Gene Ontology annotation, molecular function: P-type ion transporter activity. The record is from RefSeq and is a predicted model, not a curated record. Gene Ontology annotation, biological process: intracellular calcium ion homeostasis.